AUGGACAUUAACAUAGACGAUAUCCUUGCAGAACUAGAUAAGGAAACGACUGCUGUCGACUCUACCAACAUCACACAGGUCUCCUCUUCCACCACCCACAGAGAUGCAAAUACAAUAGUAAAUUCGUCACUGGAUUUGAAUGCCAAGACUCAAAUAUACGUCUCUCCGCAACAGGAUUUUGCCAGUUUGAUGAAGUCUUGGAGGAACGAACGGUGUUCGCCAGAAUUACUUCCAUAUCCUCACCAGCUGAUGAAAAGACUGUUAAAUCGAAUAUCGAUGCAAUCGCAAUUGAUUGAAAACAUAUCAAUGGGGUUCCUCGACAUGCAAAACGCAUCUAACGCGAGCUUGCCCUUGCCCAACGACUCCAAAUUGCCUUUGCUUUGCAUGGAAACUGAGCUAGAAAGAUUGAAAUUCGUUAUUAGAAGUUACAUACGAUGUAGGCUCAGCAAAAUUGACCAAUUCUCAGUCUAUUUGCGGCAACUAAACGAAGACGAAAAUUCUCUGACCUCUCUCACGGACUUACUAUCCAAAGACGAAAUCAAAUACCACGAUUCGCAUUCCCUAAUUUGGUUAAAACUCGUCAAUGACUCUAUACUGAAACACAUGCCCGAAGAACUGCAAGCUAUCAACGACACUGAAGGAAGCGUAAACAUGAUAGAUGAACCAGACUGGAACAAGUUUGUCUUCAUACACGUCAAAGGCCCGCCAGAAGGGAACUGGAACGAGGAUCCCCUUUUGCAAGAAAACGAAUUUGGUAAGCCGUGCUAUACCGUGACAAUCCCUGAUUUGAACGAGGAAGUCGAACUCACCAUCGACAGUAUUUAUGUUAUGAGAUAUGAAGUCAUUAGGGAUCUGUUAAGAGACGAUAAAGUCGCUCUUAUUUGA
This is a messenger RNA of Saccharomyces kudriavzevii IFO 1802, 885 nucleotides long. It is a transcript of the gene SLD5, whose product is annotated as DNA replication protein SLD5. Gene Ontology annotation, biological process: double-strand break repair via break-induced replication; DNA-templated DNA replication. Bases 1 to 885 code for a protein of 294 amino acids. The transcript has a single exon. The record is from RefSeq and is a predicted model, not a curated record. NCBI's taxonomy places the organism in Eukaryota, Fungi, Ascomycota, Saccharomycetes, Saccharomycetales, Saccharomycetaceae. Gene Ontology annotation, cellular component: GINS complex.